Messenger RNA from Entrophospora sp. SA101, 423 nucleotides. Lineage: Eukaryota; Fungi; Glomeromycota; Glomeromycetes; Entrophosporales; Entrophosporaceae. The record is from the annotation of a GenBank genome assembly.
AUGAGCUGCCAACUCCAACUCACUUGUGGUGACGAUUUCGAACGACUUUUAAAUUCGAUGCAGAUUUUCCCGAUACCACAUAGUCGCAGUGUGUUAGACUUAAUAAAAACACGAUCACCCGAGAGAAUGUGUUCAAAGGUCUCAAAUUCAUAUUUUGUCUACAGAAAAGUGAUUAAUGAUCAAUUGAAAGAUAGAUCAAUAAAGCUGCCGAUGGCUGUCACUUCGGCAUUAACUAGCUACGGGUGGAAUAAAGCAUCCCCAGAAGUCAAGUAUGCCUACGAACAACUCUCAAAAGAGUGUGAAAAAAAUUUGAAUUUAAGACGUAAUAAAGAAUUGGUGCCAGUACUUUAUGAACUUGCUGAUAAACUUAUGUCAAUUCCUGCUUUGUUGAAAGAAAUUGGUGACAUUUGGCUUUCUUCAUAG